This is a messenger RNA of Triplophysa dalaica, 2898 nucleotides long. RefSeq names its product achalasia, adrenocortical insufficiency, alacrimia (gene aaas). Gene Ontology annotation, cellular component: nuclear pore. NCBI's taxonomy places the organism in Eukaryota, Metazoa, Chordata, Actinopteri, Cypriniformes, Nemacheilidae. Gene Ontology annotation, biological process: nucleocytoplasmic transport. The transcript is spliced from 17 exons. Bases 87 to 1583 code for a protein of 498 amino acids. Gene Ontology annotation, molecular function: protein binding. The record is from RefSeq and is a predicted model, not a curated record.
GUUUGUCCUGUCGCUUCCUGUUGUGGAAGCGAAGGCGCGAGAUCUCGAGUUGAAACGGCAGCGUUAAUCUCAUCAGAAAACGGAUCAUGUGUUCUCUGAGUCUGUUUCCGUCACCGCGCACUAUUGGUGCGACUCUGUACGAACACAACAACGAGCUGCUGCAGGGACACAACAAACAGCUGUAUGAUCUGCCCAGUCCUGAGUUCAGCAGAGAUGUUCUGAAGGGUCACAGUCGUCCGGAGAGCUGCAGCAGUAAAUCCGCUUUUCUGGACCAGACAGACACGCUGUGGAUGAGGAGCGCUGGAGCCUGGCGUGAUGUUGGUCUUCACGGUCUUCUGGAUGAAAUCACAAACAGUGCUGAGGAGGUGCCCAGGUGGUUAGCUGUGAGCUCGGGGUGUCUGUUGGCUCUGCUGCGGUGGGCGUCUUCAUUUCACGGUUCACUCUUUCCACAUCUGACUCUGAGUGGAGAUGAGAUGGUGGCCGAGUUUUCACAGAUGUUGGACUGGUCUGACAGCGCUAUAAGAAGCUUCGCUUGGCAUGCUCACACUGACAAGUUUGCCGUGGCUCUACAGGACGACUCCAUCAAAAUCUACAAGUCUAACAGUUCCCUGAGCCCCACGCUGAAGCACCGGUGUCAGAGGUCAGUGUGUGACCUGCAGUGGAAACCUCUGUGUGGAUCAGUGCUGGCGGUGGCCUGUCAGAGCUGUCUGCUCAUAUGGCACGUGGAUCCCACCUCUCUCUCCACCAGGCCGUCGUCCGGCUGCGCUCAGGUCCUGUCUCAUCCGGGUCACUCCCCCAUCACGUCCAUCUCCUGGUCUCCCACUGGAUCUCUGCUGGUGUCUGCGUCACCUGUCGAUACUGCCAUGAUGGUGUGGGAUGUGGCAGCAGAAGGUUGUGUGCCUUUACAGCGAGUUGGUGGAGGAGGCGUCACGUACCUGUCCUGGUCUCCAGAUGGCAGUCGGCUGCUGGCCGCCACACCUUCAGCGCUCUUCAGGGUGUGGGAGACGCGCAUGUGGACUUGUGAGAGGUGGCCGUGUGUUAAAGGCAGCUGUCAGUCGGGCUGCUGGAGUCCAGACGGCAGCUGUUUGUUGUUCAGUAUUCAGGGCGAGAGACUCGUCUACGCUCUCACCUUCUCUGAUCUCACAGGAGGUCCUAAAGCUGCGACUGUAGUGGCUGAUCUGUCAGAGACCAGCUUCACUGGACCUGAUGGAGACAUCACUGUUGGUGGUGAGGUGCGCUCUCUUGCGUGGGAUCCUCGAGGGGAAAGACUGGCUGUGCUUCUCAAAGGUGAUUCUCAGGCCGUCAGUCACCCGUCUGUCAUCGCGGUGUUUAAAACACGCUCCAGUCCAGUUCUUGAGCUGCUGCCAUGUGGUUUUGUGAUGGGAGAAGACGGAACAGAACCCAGAUUCAUGCAGUUUCAUCCUCACUUUCAACACGGUGCUCUCCUCACUGUGUGCUGGUCUGAUGGACACAUCUCUCAUCUGCCGUUCUACUUCAGCAGCGCUGGACCUUCAGCAGGAGCCUCACAGCAGCCCAGCACAGACCACUCCACAAACAAACUCUACACUCAACACGCCUUGUGAACACCACACAUGACCUGUGCUCAACACAACUCAUGAACACCACACCUGACCUGUGCUCAACACAACUCAUGAACACCACACAUGACCUGUGAUCAACACAACUCAUGAACACCACACAUGACCUGUACUCAACAAAACUCAUGAACACCACACAUGACCUGUGCUCAACACACCUGACCUGUGCUCAACACAACUCAUGAACGCCACACAUGACCUGUACUCAACAAAACUCAUCAACACCACACAUGACCUGUGCUCAACACACCUGACCUGUGCUCAACACAACUCAUGAACACCACACAUGACCUGUGAUCAACACAACUCAUGAACACCACACAUGACCUGUGCUCAACACAACUCAUGAACACCACACCUGACCUGUGAUCAACACAACUCAUGAACACCACACAUGACCUGUACUCAACAAAACUCAUGAACACCACACAUGACCUGUGCUCAACACACCUGACCUGUGCUCAACACACCUGACCUGUGCUCAACACAACUCAUGAACGCCACACAUGACCUGUACUCAACAAAACUCAUGAACACCACACAUGACCUGUGCUCAACACACCUGACCUGUGCUCAACAAAACUCAUGAACACCACACAUGACCUGUGCUCAACACAACUCAUGAACGCCACACAUGACCUGUACUCAACAAAACUCAUGAACACCACACAUGACCUGUGCUCAACACAACUCAUGAACGCCACACAUGACCUGUGCUCAACACAACUCAUGAACGCCACACAUGACCUGUACUCAACAAAACUCAUGAACACCACACCUGACCUGUGCUCAACACACCUGACCUGUACUCAACAAAACUCAUGAACACCACACCUGACCUGUACUCAACACAACUCAUGAACACCACACCUGACCUGUGCUCAACACAUCUCAUGACCACCACACCUGACCUGUGCUCGACACACCUGACCUGUGCUCAACACAACUCAUGAACACCACACCUGACCUGUGCUCAACACAACUCAUGAACACCACACCUGACCUGUGCUCAACACAUCUCAUGAACACCACACCUGACCUGUGCUCACCACACCUGACCUGUGCUCAACACAACUCAUGAACACCACACCUGACCUGUGCUCAACAAAACUCAUGAACACCACACAUGACCUGUGCUCAACACACAUGACCUGUGCUCAACACACCUGACCUGUGCUCAACACAUCUCAUGAACACAUCUGAACCUCUGAACUUAAUAAACCAGUGCACCUCGCUUUGGUCCACUCACUCUACCUGUAACCUUCACAAUCAGAAAAAUAAAGCGUUUGUAAGAAGUAAA